AGGCUUGUGUAUUGCACUCAGCUGAAGAUGCAGCUGGUUGUCGUGGCAGCAAUGCUGGCACUGGUGGGGGCGAGGCAGGGCUGCAGCUUCGGCUGUCAUCCAACUGACAUCAGCAUCGUUGUGGAGAGCUGUGGCAAAAACAAGACCAUCACCACCACCGCAUGUGCAGGCCAGUGCUUCCAAGAGGACCCUGUCUACCUACGCCAAGAUGACUGGCCCAGACAAGCCAUCUGCAAUGGGGAAUGGUCGUAUGAGGUGACACAAAUCGAAGACUGCCCAGUAGGUGUCACCUACCCUGUAGCCAGAAACUGCAUGUGCACCACAUGUGAAACAACGAACACUUACUGUGAGCAUUUUCACAGCGACGACCCAAGUUGCCUGCCCUACUAA
This is a messenger RNA of Lampris incognitus (smalleye Pacific opah), 390 nucleotides long. Its product is annotated as gonadotropin subunit beta-1-like. Gene Ontology annotation, biological process: ovulation; G protein-coupled receptor signaling pathway. Gene Ontology annotation, cellular component: cytoplasm; extracellular region. NCBI's taxonomy places the organism in Eukaryota, Metazoa, Chordata, Actinopteri, Lampriformes, Lampridae. The record is from RefSeq and is a predicted model, not a curated record. Bases 28 to 390 code for a protein of 120 amino acids. Gene Ontology annotation, molecular function: hormone activity. The transcript has 2 exons.